This is a messenger RNA of Danaus chrysippus (African queen), 201 nucleotides long. Lineage: Eukaryota; Metazoa; Arthropoda; Insecta; Lepidoptera; Nymphalidae. The record is from the annotation of a GenBank genome assembly.
AUGUGGACUUAUUCAAGCGUGGAGUUACCAUCGAGUCGCGUCAAUCGGACCGAAAGAUUUCGAAUAUACCUAUCAGAGUGUAUAGUUUGCUUUUGCAUCUUAUUCUUCAUAGUUUGCGUUGGACUCCUCUUAUAUCUGUUCUUCCAUUUAUACAGUACCGUUACAAAAGCGAGGAAAAUGGAAACUUUAAUAGAGAGUUGA